ACCGAGAAAGGCAUGAGCGACGUGCAAUCGCUCAGUGAUUCGCCAUCGUCGUCCGUAGGGCUUGGCAAUUCGCUUAUGUGGGAGAAGGUUGCACUGUCGCCACUGGAAUUGUUGUCGGUGCAGCUGGAGCAUGAGCUACAGCACGCUGAGGAGGUGGCCGCAGCAUCUGCUAAUGGCAAACAGAACAAGAACGGAGUGGAUGUGAACGCCAACACUGGCAAAGCUGCAGGACGCGUAAUCAUCGAAGUACUUGCAGCCAAGGAUCUGGCUCUAGAUAAGAACGCAGCAGUGCAGGCGGUCAGUGUCAAUGCGCAGCCGGAGCUGUACGUGUCCACGCAAGUGACUCCGCUAUCAGCGUUCGAGAAAACCGCGAAGAAGCACUUGCGCACUAGCAGCGUUCCAGCUGUAGAUAACGCAACAGCUAGCUGGAAAGAGUCGUUGGUGUAUGAAGGCGCUAAGACCAAGAAAUUCGGCGUGAAGAUCUCGCUGAGCUGCAACGCUGAGGUCAUUGCAGAUGUGGUUCUCGGAGAGCUGGAGCUUCGCAGCGCCGAUUACGAGGACCAAAUGCCGCAGGAAAAGUGGUUCGACUUGACUGCACCAGCGUCUUCCGCAAGUAGUGGCGUUACUGGUAAGCUGCUGCUGCGCCUCACGUUCGAGUACUCUGAGCGCAAGCGCCAUGAACGUCAGGUGGCUUUGCUUCGACAAAAUAAACGUGAGAAUGAUGACGAUAUCGAGCGAUACAAAACUACGGCGCGAUUGGUGAAUGCACCUGUGCGACACCCUGCUGCGUUUGGCAAGGAAACUGCACGAGCAGCGCUUUACUUGCCAGGCAACAAAUUUCACAUUGAUGCAUACCACCCGGCUGCGGUCAGUGUGGCACCUCUCCCGGACAAGACUCGCAUUGUGACUCCGUUUGGGCGCGGCGUGGUGGUGUCCUUCCGGCCAGAGACGAAGAUGUAUGUGGUGCAGAUGGACACGGAUGCUGCGUCGAAGAACCACACGAUUGCCUACUUGCGCCAGCAUGUCGUGAAGGAAGAGUCUGAAGAGCCACACCUUCGUAUGCACAUGAAGGUGUCGACUCCGUACGGCCUGGGUGUGCUAGAGGAGAUCCGCCCCCACGACGACGUUUUGAUCGUCAAAACCGACUAUGCUCACAUGUUCAUGCAGCGUAAGGACGUCAAGCUACCAGUGAAGGACAUCUCGGAGAUGACGACGAAGGAUCUGAUAAGCGAAGCCACCAAGCUCGCGGACGCUGGUAACGAGGAGUUUCGUGAGGGUAAGCUUCAGGAUGCCGUGUACAGCUACCUGCGCUCGCUAGGUUUCCUUCAGCGUGUGGACCAGGACAACGCCACACACAAGGAGAAGGCAACCAUCAUUCAGACCAUGAUCCGCUGCCACCUCAACAUUGGCGCGUGCAAGUUGAAGCUAGACAUGUACACGGACGCCGAGAUCGCGUGCACCAACGCCCUAAGUAUUCUCACGGUGCUGGCCGAUAACCGCGAGGGCAACGUUGUCACAUGGAUGGGACGUCUGGGCAUGUCGGAGCAGCUCAUGUUCGAGGACUGGCCCUCCAAGGCGCGCUUCCGGCGCGCACAGGCGUGUGUGAAGCUGGAAAAGUACGUAGACGCCAAGCACGAUCUGCUGCUGGCGGUGAAGUUGAACCCUCGGGAUAAGUCGUGCCGCACUUUACUGGAAAGGGUGAACAAGCUGGUGGACAAGCAGAAGCGCGACGAGAAGAAGGCUUGGGGCGGUAUUUUUGACAGUCUCGAGGCAUCCUCGUCGACCUUCGAAACCGUGACAACCAAGACGACUGCCAAGACGACGACUAGCAAGAGCGGCAGCAGCGAGGAGAAAUCCAUUUUCACGCGCAAGUCCAAGAAGAAGCAGGAGACUGCAGUAACUACUGCGAGCGAGGGCGAGCCCUGGUACAUGUACUUGACCACGCGAGCAUUGGCCACAGCCUCGGUGGUGACGGCUGGCGUGGCUGCCGUGGCACUGCUGGCGCUGAAGCCGAAGAGCUCUUAA
Phytophthora infestans T30-4 is the source of this 2025-nucleotide messenger RNA. RefSeq lists its product as uncharacterized. The record is from RefSeq and is a predicted model, not a curated record. Lineage: Eukaryota; Oomycota; Peronosporomycetes; Peronosporales; Peronosporaceae. The transcript has a single exon. Gene Ontology annotation, molecular function: protein binding. The coding region runs from base 13 to 2025 and encodes 670 amino acids.